AUGAGCUGGUGGUGGGCUGGAGCUAUUGGCGCUGCAAACAAUAAAUUGGAUGAAAAUGAAGUACCACCGAAUUACCAGAGCGUCGCUCUGGUGGUGGGGAUGACCGGAAUCGUGGGGAACAGCAUGGCGGAGAUCCUUCUGCUCGCCGACACUCCAGGCGGGCCGUGGAAGGUUUAUGGGGUGGCGCGGCGCCCCUGCCCCUCCUGGAACGAUGAUCACCCAAUUAACUACAUCAGCUGCGAUGUAUCCGAUUCCGACGAUGUCGAAGCGAAGCUAUCCUCUCUCACUGAUAUCACCAACAUUUUCUAUGUCACUUGGACUAACAGAUCCACUGAGAAGGAGAAUUGUGAAGCUAAUGGCAAAAUGUUGAAGAAUGUGCUGAAUGUUGUGAUCCCUAAUUGCCCCAAUUUGAAGCAUAUCUGUUUGUUUACUGGUAGGAAGCAUUAUGUUGGUCCAUUUGAGAGGCUAUGGAAUACUCAAGCUCACGAUUCACCGCUUACUGAGGAUUUGCCACGAUUGGAUUGCCCAAAUUUCUAUUAUACCCUAGAGGACAUUCUGUUUGAGGAGGUUGGGAAGAAGGCAGGCUUGACUUGGUCUGUGCAUCGGCCUGGGAAUAUAUUCAGAUUCUCUCCGUAUGCCCUGAUGAAUCUGGUAGGGACGCUUUGCGUGUAUGCAGCUAUCUGCAAGCAUGAGGGUGCAGUGUUGAGGUUUCCCGGUUGCAAGGCUGCUUGGGAUGGAUACUCGGAUGCAGACUUGAUUGCGGAGCAUCAGAUAUGGGCGGCUGUGGAGCCUUACGCGAAGAAUGAGGCGUUUAAUGUGAGCAAUGGGGAUGUUUUCAAAUGGAAGCAUCUCUGGAAGGUGUUGGCGGAUCAGUUUGAGGUGGAGUGUGGGGAGUUCGAGGAAGGGAAGGGUGUGAGACUGCAGGAGUUGAUGAAGGAUAAAGGUCCGGUUUGGGACGACAUCGUGAGGGAGAACGGGUUGUUGUCCAACAAGUUGGAGGAUACUGGGAAGUGGUGGUUUGUUGAUCUUAUACUAGAGAAUGCAGUCCCAUUGGACACAAUGAACAAGAGCAAAGGAGCAUGGAUUUUUUGGAUUCAGAAAUUCAAAGAAUUCAUUCCUUUCUUGGAUUGA
Messenger RNA from Salvia splendens (bonfire salvia), 1131 nucleotides. RefSeq names its product (S)-8-oxocitronellyl enol synthase ISY1. Bases 1 to 1131 code for a protein of 376 amino acids. The record is from RefSeq and is a predicted model, not a curated record. Lineage: Eukaryota; Viridiplantae; Streptophyta; Magnoliopsida; Lamiales; Lamiaceae. The transcript is spliced from 3 exons.